Molecule: messenger RNA, 1845 nt
Organism: Acytostelium subglobosum LB1
Lineage: Eukaryota; Evosea; Eumycetozoa; Acytosteliales; Acytosteliaceae
Exons: 4
Biological process (GO): SRP-dependent cotranslational protein targeting to membrane
Cellular component (GO): signal recognition particle receptor complex; endoplasmic reticulum membrane
Molecular function (GO): signal recognition particle binding; ATP hydrolysis activity; GTPase activity
Source: RefSeq, a predicted model, not a curated record
ACAGAGAUGAUAGAUAACUUUACGAUAUUGACCAAGGGAGGCAUUGUUCUCUGGUCGAUCGAGUGGGCAAGACUCAAGGGUCACCCAAUCAACAACCUUAUUAAGACUGUAUUGGUACAGGAGAGAAGUGCCGACGCCUCCUAUCAGUCUGAUAACUAUACUCUCAAAUGGACCUUUGCCAACGAGGUUGAUCUGAUCUUUGUUGUUGUUUACCAAAAGAUUCUCACCUUGAUGUACAUUGAGGAUCUACUUAGCAUUGUCAAGAGAAAGUUCAUCAAGCUCUACAAGGAUACCCUUGUUUCAAUCAAGAACUCCUCAGACGUCCUCGACAUUGACACCUUCCAGCCAUUCACAGACAAGUUCCAGCUAAUACUAAACAAGACAGAAACAGAGUCUCGAAUGAAACAGUCACAGCACUCGGCACCACGAUCCUUUGAUCAGACAGAGAAGGGCAAGGUGGCAAUGGAGAACAAGCAGGAGCGUGAAUUGAAGGACAAAAAGGAUGGCAAGUCCAUCAAGAAGAAGAAAACACCUCAGAAGGGUCAACAGCAGUCUAGCAGUGGCAGUGACAACAGUAGCAGUGGUGACGAUGAUGAGUCGAGCGAUGAGCAUGAAGCCAUACAGAAUGGUGAUGAGGAGGAUCCAGAGAUCAAGAGGACAAGGAUGGCAUUGGCUUCAUCUUUGCGCACGAGUGGCUCAAAGAAGAACACACCUACAAAGAAGGCUCCAGAGCAGACCACCCCUGUAAAGGUUGGCAAGGACAAGAGAGUGUCAGACACCAAAAUAUCAAAGAAAGAGAUGGAGAUGAUCGAUAGAUCAGAUCACAGUACCAAAACAAGGGUAGUGGACACUGUUAAGGACUUUGUGAAGCAUGACAUGGACUUGGAGAUCAGUUCGGAUGAGGAAGAGAAGCCAGUGUCUGGAUUCAUGAAGUAUUUCCAGAAGCUCACUGGCAACAGGACCAUUGACCAGCAGGACCUUGAGCCCAUUCUACAACAGUUCACAUCGCAUCUUACUGGCAAGAACGUUGCACUGGACGUGGCACAAAAGUUGGUAGACUCGGUCGGAGAGAGUCUCAUGGGCAAGAAGCUGGACACAUUCCAGCGUGUAAACACGGUGGUCAAGCAAACUAUGGAGGACACAAUGACACGUAUCUUGACACCAAAGAAGAACAUUGACAUCCUUCGUGACGUUCAGGCUGUCAAGGGUAAGCGUCCGUACACCAUUGUCUUCUCUGGAGUCAAUGGAGUUGGAAAGAGCACAAACUUGGCCAAGGUUUGCUACUGGCUCAAAGCCAAUGGCUUCAAGGUCAUGAUGGCUGCAUGUGACACCUUCCGUUCAGGUGCCAUUGAGCAACUCAAGACACAUGCCGAACGUCUCAACGUUGAGGUGUUUGAAAGAGGAUAUGGCAAGGACGCUGCAGCGAUUGCCGGCGAGGCCAUUCAGCACGCCAGAGAGACAGACCACGACGUCGUGUUGAUCGACACAACCGGCAGAAUGCAGAACAACGAGCCCCUGAUGAGAGCACUCAGCAAACUGGUCAACCAGAACACAAUUGACCUUGUACUCUUUGUUGGCGAGGCUCUGGUAGGCAACGACGGUGUUGAUCAAUUGGUCAAGUUUGACAAGUCACUCUCUAUCUUGGCCGAUGCCACUCAAACCAAGGUCCGAACUAUCGAUGGUAUCAUCCUGACCAAGUUUGAUACGAUCGAUGACAAGGUGGGAGCAGCCAUCUCCAUGGUGUACACUACAGGUCAUCCAAUCAUAUUCCUCGGUACUGGUCAGAACUACACGGAUCUCAAGAGGAUGCACGUCAAGAGUGUUGUCAAGGCUCUCCUCAACUAG